CCCUAGACACGUGGCGGGUUCUCGUUCGUUCUCUAUGGCUAUCACAUUGCCUUGCAUUCCCGCCUCGUAUGGAGGAGGUUUUCACAGGCAUUGUGCUAGGGUUCUUCCCGGCGGAAGGGCGCGCUCAUGCGUCCGUGCUGCCGCGGCGGCGGGGGAUGGCGAGGGUGCUGUGGCAUCGGCGAAUGUGAAUGAUGUGAAUGAUCUUGUUGCAUCGCUCGGUGAUGCGAUCUCGUCGAAGGAUGCCGACAGCGUGAGAUUGGCGCUGGACAAGCUGAGCGAGGCGGGAUGGGCAAAGCAGUGGAAAUCUCAGCCCAAUGUUUCUCGUCGAAAUACGUACUUGCGCGAGCUAACUUCGCUGGGACUGAAAAACGCGGAGAAUCUCGCUAUUCCGAGUGUCCGAAACGAUCUCGCGUUCUUGGUGACGGUUGUAGGAACAACGAGCUUUCUUGCAGUUAUAGCGGGCCAGCUCCCCGGAGAUUGGGGAUUCUUCGUUCCUUAUCUGCUGGGAGGAAUCUCACUAGCAGUUCUGGCCAUCGGAAGCACAGCACCGGGGCUUUUGCAAGCUGCUAUCAACAGCUUCUCAUCGGUGUUUCCAGAUUACCAAGAGCGGCUUCUUCGUCAUGAAGCGGCUCAUUUCCUCAUUGCUUAUCUGGUCGGCCUUCCUGUUCUGGGAUACUCUUUAGACAUCGGCAAAGAGCAUGUCAACUUGGUCGAUGAAAAGCUACAGAAGAAAAUUUACGAAGGGUUUCUCGACGGCAACGAACUUGACAGGUAUCUGAACUCGAACUCCUUUCUUUCUUUUGAAGUUUCUUUCUAUUGUAUCAGGCUGGCUGUCGUUUCAAUGGCUGGGCUUGCUGCCGAGGCUCUAAAAUAUGACAAAGUUAUUGGCCAGUCUGCCGAUUUAUUCUCCCUUCAGAGGCUCAUUAACAGAUCCAAACCCAAACUCAGUAACGAACAACAGCAAAAUCUCACUCGAUGGGCUGUUCUCUAUGCCGGAUCACUUGUAAAGAACAAAAGCAAGGCGUUUGAUUCUCUCAUGGCUGCAAUGGAGAGAAAUGCCAGUGUUUCAGAAUGUAUAGAAGCAAUUGAAAUGCAGUAGAUUUAGCUGUUGCACCCACCU
Selaginella moellendorffii is the source of this 1120-nucleotide messenger RNA. RefSeq lists its product as uncharacterized. The record is from RefSeq and is a predicted model, not a curated record. Gene Ontology annotation, molecular function: metalloendopeptidase activity; ATP-dependent peptidase activity; ATP binding. The transcript has 9 exons. NCBI's taxonomy places the organism in Eukaryota, Viridiplantae, Streptophyta, Lycopodiopsida, Selaginellales, Selaginellaceae. Bases 35 to 1099 code for a protein of 354 amino acids. Gene Ontology annotation, biological process: proteolysis.